Capsella rubella is the source of this 543-nucleotide messenger RNA. RefSeq names its product cullin-like protein 5. Gene Ontology annotation, molecular function: ubiquitin protein ligase binding. Lineage: Eukaryota; Viridiplantae; Streptophyta; Magnoliopsida; Brassicales; Brassicaceae. Gene Ontology annotation, cellular component: cullin-RING ubiquitin ligase complex. Bases 1 to 543 code for a protein of 180 amino acids. Gene Ontology annotation, biological process: protein ubiquitination; ubiquitin-dependent protein catabolic process. The record is from RefSeq and is a predicted model, not a curated record. The transcript is spliced from 3 exons.
AUGUUCCAUGGGGUGUCGAAAGAUGUGUUUGUAAAGCUUCUUCUUGAUUCCACUUCCAAGUUUUACGCCGAGGAAGCUGAGCAAGUCCUGCAGCGAUCCGACAUCUCCCAGGGAGUUUGCGUGCCGAAGAGAAAAAAAUGCGAGAAGCAUUAUUUCUUCUUUGAAGGGUGCUGGCCACAACUAAUGACCGUUUUAGCGAGCCAACUCCUGGAGGCUCACGCUUGUUUCCUUGAAGAGGGGUUUAAGCUAUUAAUGGAUAAGAGUCUCAUUGAUGACCUUAAAAGAAUGUAUCGUUUAUUCUCUACGGCAGGUUUUGAGGAUUAUAUAGACAACUUUCUUAGAUCCUACAUUAUGGGAAAAGGAGAGGGAGCGAGGCAAGAAGGUUCCUUGCAUGAGUUGCAUACUAGCAUUAAUAAGAUUUGGCAUGGAUGCUUUCAGGAGGAUUAUUUAUUGGAUGAGACCAUCAGAGACUGUUUUAAGGGUUUGGGUCUACAUGUGCCGGACGAGCUUUCGGGUCAAGUGCAGUGGGAAGAAGAGGAGUAA